Messenger RNA from Drosophila obscura, 1412 nucleotides. Its product is annotated as solute carrier family 25 member 40. The transcript has a single exon. Gene Ontology annotation, biological process: mitochondrial transmembrane transport. The record is from RefSeq and is a predicted model, not a curated record. Bases 20 to 1339 code for a protein of 439 amino acids. Lineage: Eukaryota; Metazoa; Arthropoda; Insecta; Diptera; Drosophilidae.
GCGCUUUCUAGUCUCUGAGAUGUCGACGGAAGAAAAAGCCGCGGGCAGUCCAGAGGCCGCUUCUACCGCUGAUCCCGGGGUCAAUCUGAGCCGUGGACCACGUGCCACUCGACCACAAAGGAAGUCCGGCGGCAGCAAUGGCAGUGAUGGCAGCAGCAGUAAUGGUGGCGGCGACAUGGCGUCCAACAAAGAGCACACCCAAAGGAAGGAAGUCGCAAAGCCCAAGAAGCUGCUGAACGAUCCACGCUUUCGCAUUCGACCGCUGCAGCAGGUGGUCUCCGCCUGCACGGGUGCCAUGAUCACGGCCCUGUUCAUGACGCCACUGGACGUGAUUAAGACGCGCAUGCAGACGCAGCAGUCGCCCACGGGCAAGUGUUUCUUCUAUUGCAACGGCCUGAUGGAUCACCUUCUGCCCUACCGCCCCGAUGGGCCGCAGCAGCCGCCCAAGCCGCUGUUCACCAACUCCUUGGACGCCCUGCUCAAGAUCAGUCGGAACGAGGGACUAAGUGCGCUGUGGUCGGGCCUGGGACCCACGCUGGUAUCGGCACUGCCCUCGACCAUCAUCUACUUUGUGGCCUACGAGCAGUUCAAGGCCAGGUAUAUCAACAUCUAUGAGCAGUACUUCAAGGAGCAGACCAGCGAGCUGGAAACGAUGUCCUCCUUCAAGCCGGGAGAACUGCCAUUGCCUGUGGUGGUGCCCAUGCUUUCUGGUGUGACGGCGAGGAUCUGUGCCGUGACUGUGGUCAGUCCCAUCGAGCUGGUGCGCACCAAGAUGCAGGCCCAGCCCAUGUCCUAUGCCCAGAUGUUGAGCUUCGUGAGGAAUGUGCUCGCACUGCAGGGCAUCUGGGGACUGUGGCGAGGACUGCCACCGACAAUACUCAGAGAUGUGCCCUUCUCGGGCAUCUAUUGGCCCAUCUACGAGCACACGAAGCGGCGUUUUGGCAGCAGUACUCAGCCCUCCUUCGGUCUGAGCUUCGUGUCGGGUGUGCUGGCGGGUUCGGUGGCUGCGCUGGUCACCACGCCCUUCGAUGUGGUGAAGACCCACGAACAGAUCGAGUUUGGGGAGCGUGUAAUCUUCACGGAUUCCCCAGCGAAGGAUCUGCACAAGCGAUCCACCUUCAGCUGGCUGAUCUCCAUCUACCGCACGCAGGGCUUGUCCGGACUCUUCGCAGGCUACGGGCCCAGGCUGUUCAAGGUGGCGCCCGCCUGUGCCAUCAUGAUAUCCACGUUCGAGUACAGCAAGUCCUUCUUCUUCUACUACAAUGUGCGGCAGCACAACGAGGCUCUGCUGCUGAAAAACCCCACAGCCAAGCUGGUGGAGGAGGACGACAUAGAGUAGGAGUGGAGCGUCGUCUCCAUGGCAGUGGGUCCCCCAGUCCCCUUUGUAAAUAAACGCCGCAUAUUUUAUGUAA